AACAACACAGGAAGCUGCAUCGUCAGGCAACUCCUUGAAGAACCUCGUCACUGCCUGGAGAAGAAACUCUCAACCAUAAAAGAAACCCCCAACCAUAGAGGAAACCCUCAACCAUAGAAGAAACCCCUAACCAUAGAGGAAACCCUCAACCAUAAAAGAAACCCCAACCAUAGAGGAAACCCUCAACCAUAAAAGAAACCCCAACCAUAGAGGAAACCCUCAACCAUAGAAGAAACCCAACCAUAGAGGAAACCCUCAACCAUAAAAGAAACCCCAACCAUAGAGGAAACCCUCAACCAUAAAAAAAAACCCCACCAUAGAGGAAACCCUCAACCAUAAAAGAAACCCCAACCAUAGAGGAAACCCCCAACCAUAAAGAAACCCCAACCAUAGAGGAAACCCUCAACCAUAAAAGAAACCCCAACCAUAGAGGAAACCCUCAACCAUAAAAGAAACCCCAACCAUAGAGGAAACCCUCAACCAUAAAAGAAACCCCAACCAUAGAGGAAACCCUCAACCAUAGAAGAAACCCCCAACCAUAGAGGAAACCCUCAACCAUAAAAGAAACCCCAACCAUAGAGGAAACCCUCAACCAUAAAAGAAACCCCCAACCAUAGAGGAAACCCUCAACCAUAGAGGAAACCCUCAACCAUAGAGGAAACCCUCAACCAUAGAAGAAACCCCCCAACCAUAGAAGAAUCCUUCACCAGUAGAAGAAACCCUUAACCAUAGAAGAAACCAGCCAUAUAAGAAACCUUUAACCAUAAAAGAAACCUUCAACCAUAAGAACAUAAAGGAACAUUGCAGAAGGCCUACUGGCCCAUGCGAGGCAGGUCCAAUUCUCCCACCAGCUUAACCCAAUGCUCUGACCUAGUCAGGAUACUGCUAAUCAGAAUCAGGAAGAAUGACUUGAAGAAAUAAGCAAGUGAAGCCUGCUCGUAUCCCGCACACCGAACCCAAUGUCUGGAUAAUUUGUGUCUGGAUAAUUUGUGUCUGAAUAAUUUAGCCUUGAUAGAAAUAUUAGACUAUCGUGGCCACAGCAGAGCUGCAGCAGAGCUGCAUUUGCUGCAUAAAUACAAAGCCCCAUUAAAUAUCUGUGAACGGCAGUAACACUGCAUAUAUAUACUGCACACUAGUGUCAGAUAUACUACAGUGCUGACUCCCAGUGCCAGAUGUAUUGUACUAUCGUGGCCACAGCAGAGCUGCAUUUGCUGCAUAAAUACAAAGUCCCAUCAAAUAUCUGUGAAUGGCAGUAACACUGCAUAUAUAUACUGCACACUAGUGUCAGAUAUACUACAGUGCUGACUCCCAGUGCCAGAUGUAUUGUGUAAGUGUAAUAUUGUGAGUGUUGGGUGUCAUAUGUGUCAUUAUUGUUAGAUAUACUUGUACAGUGAAUAACUAAAGAGAGUGUGAUGAAUACUUGUCAGUGUUUAGUAAUGGCCCACUCAGAGACAGAAACUCAGAAAAUUAAUUAAUCUGUAUAUUUUGGCCCCCCUGCUGGGGUCCUCUUCAGCAGAUACACAAGUGAAAGGCAAAAACACGUACAGUAUCAACACUAAUAAUAAAAUUAAUAUUUCAGCAUGUUACAAAGCUUAUACAGAGUUGGGUGACAUUUAGAUAUGCAUGCCGAAAGCUCCUUUUAUGCACAGAAUUUCAGCAAAUUUAAACCUAACUUAGGACUAAAAGGGCAAUAACUAUGUGCUUAUACGUAUAUAUCUAUAUAUAUAUAUGUACGAUCUCUAAGGGUCAUGAACUAACAAUCACAGAACUUACUUUAACAUCACCAUUCGCACAUGCACAUCCUCAUAUUUUAGCUAAAUUAUGUAAAUUAUCGCACUUGUAAUCGAAACUGCUCUUACAGUUACAUUUUAUGGCAAAAUUAUGCUAAAUAAUUCACUGUGUACCCGCUGCUGCUCCUGUGAGUGGUAGUUCACUGUGUACCCGCUGCUGCUCCUGUGAGUAUUUUUUUCAUCUAGCAUAUACGUAUAUUUUAGCUAAAAAUUAAAGUGAACUUAUUUUCAUUUUAUUGAUCAGAUACGUAUUAUUUUUGUUCAACACCUUGUCUUAUUGCAGAGAAUUUGUAUUUAUCAGGAGCAUAUUUAUAUUCAUUAACAGUGUCUAAUAUGCAAUGCAUUUGCAACACCAAACAUUCAUUAUAAAAUUGUGAUAAUUUAUUUUAAUGCUUCAGUAUUGAGCAAUUAAAGAAUAUUAAUUAGUAAUUCGAGAGUAAAAUUAUAAUUGUACAGUAGUAUUGUUUGAAGGGGGGAAAGUUACCAGUUAUUUCAUAUAUUUUGGGGGGAGAGUUUCUUGUUAUUUAAUAUAUUUUUUUGAAAGUUUAUGGUUAUUUAAUAUAUAUCUAAGAAAACUUAAUUCAGGAAAAAAAUAAAAUUUACCAUCUUUUUUUGUAAACAAAUCGUUCUUAAUAUGCUUCAAAUUCUUUAUAAUGGUCAAUAUUAUUAGCAAACUCCAGAGUUCACAUACGUGAGAAAUAUAUAGGUGUUUAGUACUGAAAAAUUAUUCACCAAUUUAUACUUGUAAAAAUUCUCACAUAGACUAGAGCCCAUGGCAGCGGUCAACAUGUUCAAAAAAUUGAAUGUGGAAUCUACUUCAGUGAUGGAAAUUGGGGUCGACACUGAAAAGACACAACAUCAGUGUUCAGUGUGCCUGAAAUUUUUUUCCAGUAGAACGUCUCUAGUGAAACAUUCAAACAUUCACACAGAGAAAAAAUACCAGUGUUCCGAGUGUGUAAAAGUGUUUCUGCGAAAGUAUAAUUUAGUGAGGCACAUGACAACUCAUACUGGUGAAAAAUUACACCAGUGUUUAGUAUGCCUAAAGCAUUUUUCUGGGAAAUCGUACUUAGUUACACACAUGAAAGUUCAUACAGGGGAGAAAGCCUAUCAGUGUUCCGAAUGUUUAAAAGAAUUUAUGCUAAAAUCACACUUAUUAAGGCACAAACGAACUCAUACGGGUGAGAAGCCAUACCAGUGUUCAGUAUGUUCAAAAGACUUCACAGAAAAAUAUCAUUUAACUAUUCACAUGAAAAAUCAUACAGGAGAUAAGCCAUAUCAGUGUUCAGUAUGUCUCAAAGUCUUUCCAGUUAAAUCUUCUUUAUUAAGACAUACGAGAGUUCAUACAGGAGAGAAGCCAUAUCAGUGCUCUGAAUGUCAAAUUGGUUUUUCACUAAAAGCUCACUUAGAAAGACAUUUGAGAACGCAUUCAGGCGAGAAACCAUAUCACUGUUCAGUCUGCCUGAAAGACUUUGCACUGAAACCAACGCUGGUGACUCACAUGAGAACUCACACAGGUGAGAAACCACAUCAGUGUCCAGUAUGUCUCAAAAGCUUCUCAGAUCAGUCUUAUUUUAAGAAACAUUUAAAAAUGCAUACAGGAGAAAAGCCAUACCAGUGUACAGUGUGUGUCAAAGGGUUUUUUGAUAAUUCUUCAUUAAAUAAGCAUUUGAAAACACACACAAGAGAGAAGCCAUAUAAAUGCUCAGUGUGUUUGAAAGGCUUUACACAAAAAUAUUUAUUGGCAACACACUCACAAGUUCAUUCAGAAAAUGCUUUAUUAAAGCAAAUAAGGAUUCCAAAAGUUAAAGAAUCAUGUUAGUGUUGAGAAUGUAAAUAAAAAAGAAAAAAAAAAACUGACGUAAAAUGUGUAAAACUGAACCCUUUGAAGAACAAAAA
Messenger RNA from Cherax quadricarinatus, 3686 nucleotides. Lineage: Eukaryota; Metazoa; Arthropoda; Malacostraca; Decapoda; Parastacidae. The record is from RefSeq and is a predicted model, not a curated record.